UAUUCUGUCAUCUGGAAAGAGUAUCAGAUAGUCAUACAAAUCUAAUCAAAUAAAAAUAAAUUGUGCUGUUUGUUAAUGAAACUUGAAAAACCCCAGUUGGUCAAAAAUUGUUGCAACAUCAGCAAAUCAUAGCUUAAAAAAAUAAAAUGUGUGUUUACCAAGUUACUGAAUGAUCCCCCUUAUUGUUAUUUAUUCCACGCUGCUAUAAUUUAUUUUAUUUUGAAGGGUUUAUUUAACCUUUGCCUCCAGGGCACCGCCGACCCUCCCUGGCAGGCAGCGGCCCUGCCUCAGUCACAAGGUCCAGACGUCUGUGCUCCACUUCCCUCUGUGCGCCAGGGCGUAGCUACCUUACAUCCUCUCCUUUACUCCCUACUCUCCACUUCUCUUGUCCGUGCUUUCAGCCCCGUUUCCCCCUCCCGAGUUCUCUCGUUUACGGUGGAUUCAUGCUCAGCUCUCGCCCUCCUCGGUCGCCAUGCAGAACAACCACCAUAAGGAGCACCUCUACAAGAUCCUUGUGAUCGGGGACCUGGGGGUCGGUAAGACCAGCAUCAUCAAGCGCUACGUCCACCACAACUUCAGCCCCAACUACCGCGCCACUAUCGGGGUGGACUUCGCUCUCAAAGUCCUGAACUGGGACCAGGAGACGGUGCGCCUGCAGCUGUGGGACAUCGCAGGUCAGGAGAGGUUUGGCAACAUGACUCGUGUAUAUUACCGUGAAGCCAUGGGCGCCUUCAUCGUGUUCGAUGUGACGCGGCUCGCUUCCUUUGAGGCCGUCACAAAAUGGAAGGAAGACUUGGAUUCCAAACUGACACUUGCAAACGGGAAACACAUAGCCACAGUGCUGCUAGCGAAUAAAUGCGACCAGGGUCGGGAUGUACUGACCAAUAAUGGAAUAAAGAUGGAGCAGUUCUGCCAGGAGAACGGCUUUGUGGGAUGGUUCGAGACGUCCGCCAAGGAGAACAUCAACAUUGAUGAGGCCGCCAACUGCUUAGUCAAACACAUCAUCGCCAGCGAGAAUGACAUGCUCCAGUCAGAAAUCCCCGACACGGUCACCCCUCAGUUAGAGACGGACAGGGGCGGGACCUGCUCCUCCUGCUUCAGGUCCCAGUAACGUCUAAAGCACCCGGCGGCUGGGUGCUCCUUUUCUACAUCGCAUUCACUCCAAGUCCAGUGAUCAAGACGUAGAACACAUUUGGCUGCUUUUGCAGAAGGAAGGAGCCAGCUCUUUUCCGGGGGGGGGGGGGCUGGCUCAGUAGACAGAUAGACUGAAACGGAGACAGAAAUAGAGAAAGAGAUGGAUGCAGCUGUGUGGACUUGUCAAUGACAAGGUCACCACCCCCCCUUGGUGACUUGAAGCCCUGACACUGUCACGUAGGUUACCAUAGCGACGCAGUUAACAAACAGAUGCACAGCAAGGUUGCAGCAAACAACAUUCUAUCAGUGUUAAAGGUCUGUGGAGGUAAUCUUUACCUCACUCCCUUCCCUCCCUGCUGUCACCCGUUUUCUAACUCUUCUUUGACCGUUUCACACCGACUGCAUUUCUGUCAUUUUGUUUCUUUUUUCUGCACAUUUGGUCUAAAUGUUUCAAAAAUCUACCUGAAAAACAAAUCGUCUUUGUUCACAUCUGGUUUCCUUUUUUCACAUCCUUACUGAUCCAAUUCUGGCACUAAUGAACCCAUGAAUAGCAGAUUAUAUUAAAUAAAAGAGCCUUUCCUAACACCAACCCUUUUUAUUUAACUGAUAAUCCAACAGAUAAUCUACUCUGUGUGUGUAUUAUUUAUAAGGUGCAUAUUUACCACUGACUCCUUAUCAUGGUGACAUAUUUAACUCUUUAAUAAACAUACAUGUGUAUUAAAGAAAGCUGUGUUAAAACUGUAUUUGUCUUAAUUCAGUGGGUUUUAUAUGAGAUUGUAUUACACUGUGAAAUAAUUGUAACAUUUGUAAUUUUGGGAUAAAUGCAGAUGUACAUUUUAUAUACAGCUAAAGAAGUCAGAUUGUAGAACCAAAGAUGUAUCCAGUCUUCAAAGUGUUCAUAACAAUAAAACAUUUAUCGGCUGUCA
Molecule: messenger RNA, 2060 nt
Organism: Nothobranchius furzeri (turquoise killifish)
Lineage: Eukaryota; Metazoa; Chordata; Actinopteri; Cyprinodontiformes; Nothobranchiidae
Gene: rab38a
Product: RAB38a, member RAS oncogene family
Biological process (GO): endosome to lysosome transport; phagosome-lysosome fusion
Cellular component (GO): phagocytic vesicle; trans-Golgi network; lysosome
Molecular function (GO): GTPase activity; GTP binding
Source: RefSeq, a predicted model, not a curated record